AUGUUGAAGAUCUGGUCGAUGAAGCAACAGCAGCAACAGGCUGAAAAUGCCGAAGGUGCUGCUGGCAAGAAGAAGAAGAAGGUCACCGCCGCACAACUGCGAGUGCAACGAGAUCUUCAAGAACUCACCCUCGGCAACACAAUGAAAAUGUCCUUUCCCAACCCCGAUGACAUCCUCAACUUCACCCUGAGCAUCGAGCCGGACGAGGAAUGUACAAGGGUGGUCAAGUGCACGCAGAAGAUCUAUCACCCAAAUAUCGACCUUGAGGGCAAUGUUUGCCUGAAUAUCUUGCGGGAGGACUGGAAGCCAGUGUUGAAUCUGAAUGCGGUUAUUGUUGGGAUGCAGUUCCUUUUCCUGGAACCAAAUGCCUCCGACCCUCUUAACAAGGAAGCCGCCGAAGACCUCCGUUCAAACCGCGAUAGCUUCAAGCGCAACGUCCGAUCUUCCAUGGCCGGCGGGUCCGUCCGUGGUGUCUCGUUCGAACGGGUGCUAAAAUAG
This is a messenger RNA of Penicillium waksmanii, 498 nucleotides long. RefSeq names its product NEDD8-conjugating protein UBC12. The coding region runs from base 1 to 498 and encodes 165 amino acids. The record is from RefSeq and is a predicted model, not a curated record. The transcript has 5 exons. Lineage: Eukaryota; Fungi; Ascomycota; Eurotiomycetes; Eurotiales; Aspergillaceae.